This is a messenger RNA of Ananas comosus (pineapple), 1712 nucleotides long. Its product is annotated as protein RMD5 homolog A-like. Gene Ontology annotation, cellular component: GID complex; cytoplasm; nucleus. The coding region runs from base 21 to 1175 and encodes 384 amino acids. Lineage: Eukaryota; Viridiplantae; Streptophyta; Magnoliopsida; Poales; Bromeliaceae. Gene Ontology annotation, molecular function: protein binding; ubiquitin protein ligase activity. Gene Ontology annotation, biological process: proteasome-mediated ubiquitin-dependent protein catabolic process. The record is from RefSeq and is a predicted model, not a curated record. The transcript has a single exon.
GUAAAGAAGAUCCUGGUAACAUGGAUCUCGACUCAGUGAAAGAUGCAUUUGACCGAGUUGCCAAGAAGCAGAAGCUCACGGCCUCCAAAACGCAAGAUCUUGUCGACCAAGUUGGGAAGGAAAUUGAGCAGGCAAUUCUGAAGAUACAGGGUGACGCAGGCUGUUCUGACCAUGCUAUUGUUCUCACAGAGCUUAACAAUAAGCUAAAAGAAAUGGCCCCAGUGAACCAAUUAGAAGCCUACUAUAAGGAAAUCAAUGUACUUCUCGUGAAGUACAUAAAGCUCCUUGAGAAAACCUUCAAUCCAGAUAUAUCCAAGGCAUACAGAAAUGUUGACUUUGACACCCACAUAAUAAAUGAAAUCAUCGCUGCUCAUUUCUACCGCCAGGGCCUCUUCGAUCUUGGUGACUGCUUCGUUAACGAAUCAAAUGAGUCCCAGGCUGCAUCUUUGAAAUCCCAGUUCCAAGAGAUGUACUCUAUACUUGACGCAAUGAAAAGCAGUAAAAGCCUUGAAUCUGCUAUAAAUUGGGCCACCAAGAACAGUGAGCAGCUUUCCCAGGAUGGCUCUAUCCUGGAACUGAAGCUUCACCGGCUGCAGUUCAUCGAGAUACUGAAAAGGGAAGGAAGCAGAGAUGCGGCUCUGAAAUAUGCACGCAGAUACUUGGCUCGUUUCGCUUCUGUUCACAAGAUUGAGAUCCAGAAGCUGAUGGCCUGUCUCUUGUGGGCUGGACGGCUGGAUCAGUCCCCGUACUCCAACUUAAUCUCGACCGCACAUUGGGACAAUCUGAGCAAGGAGUUCACGCUCCAGUUCUGCAGCCGUUUAGGGCAGUCAUGUGAGAACCCACUUAGCGUGGUGAUAGAUGCAGGGGUGCAAGCACUUCCAACACUGCUGAAGAUGGCGAUGGUUAUGGCUUCUAAGAAGCACGAGUGGGAUAACUUGAAGCAGCUGCCGGUGCCGGUGGAACUGCGCAGGGAGUUUCAGUUCCACUCGGUGUUUGUGUGCCCUGUGCUCCGAGAACAGGGAAGUGAUGAGAACCCGCCAAUGCUUAUCCCGUGUGGGCAUGUGCUUUCAAAGCAGUCAAUUGUGAAGUUGUCGAAGAGUGGGACUCGGAUGUUCAAGUGCCCCUAUUGUCCCGCGGAGGCUGCAGUGUCGCAAUGCAGGCAGAUUCAUUUCUAGAGUCUCAAAGGUUAGGCCAAUUUCUCUGGUGCAUUUGAUUUCUUAGUUUGAACCUAGGCCUAGCUUGGUAAUCCUGUGGCUAAAAGCACGGCAAAAAAUCUAAAUGUAUUUUCAAUCUUUUCUUCUUUUAUGCUUUAAAUUAUAGUGUGAUGGUCUCUAGAAAAGCACGUAGUUUAUAUGCUUCACCAGUGGCGGAUACUUCUCCGGUGACGUUUGACACUGCAAUUUUAUAGCACUGGAUGAAGAAAGAUUGUAAGUGUUUUUGGGUUGUUUAAAGCCUUUCAAAUGCUUUUAGUCACCAUAUUACCAAACUAAGCAUUAGUUGCAUGCGAUGCAUGGACUUCUUUGUCUGUUCUAGGUACAUAAGCCGCUCUGUUCUUAGAUCCCCUCAAAUUAGGCUGAUAUUAAAUGUCGUACGGCCUUGAAAAAAAAAAAAAACAUUUCUAGUAGCAAUUGUCUCCACAAUGACAUUUGUUUGUAAACAAUUCUUGAAUGCUGCUGUAUGUGACUUCGUUCCCUGUGAGUUUGGAUGCUGCA